This is a messenger RNA of Arctia plantaginis, 582 nucleotides long. The record is from the annotation of a GenBank genome assembly. Lineage: Eukaryota; Metazoa; Arthropoda; Insecta; Lepidoptera; Erebidae.
AUGGGUGCUUAUCAUUUAUCUGCAGAUGAUGAAUAUUUUCGGAAGGCCUUUAAAAAUAUUCUUGCGUACGGUUUUGAUGUAACCGCUAAAGAAUUUAAAGAAAUGGAAGACUUUGUUCGUCAUUUUUACUUUGGUGAUGACCCAAUAAAUGCUAAAGUUAAAAGAAGUUUCUGUAAACGAAAUUUUAUUACUAAUUGGUGGAAUGUAACUGGCGGUGGAACAGUACAUGGUGACGAACUAGGGUAUUUGUUUGAUAUAUCUUUUUACAAAGAUUUGCCAAUAUCUCGUGAAGAUCAACGCAUGAUCAACCAGUUGACGAAAAUAUGGACCAACUUUGUUAAAUUUGGUAAUCCUAAUCCUCAAUGGUCGGAACUGCUUCCUGUUAAGUGGAAUCCAGUCACUAAUUCAGAAGUACAUUAUCUGAAUAUUGGCUCUCAACUAACACCGAAAACUAGACCGUUCCAUCGACGAACAACUUUCUGGAAACUUUUCUACAAGACUUAUAAUCAUCUACAAAUACCAUAUCCCAGUGCUAAAUUAAACUUAUCCCAAAGUUUAAAGAAACGAAUAGUUUUAGAUUGA